This is a messenger RNA of Diabrotica virgifera virgifera (western corn rootworm), 1593 nucleotides long. RefSeq names its product chymotrypsin/elastase isoinhibitor 1. NCBI's taxonomy places the organism in Eukaryota, Metazoa, Arthropoda, Insecta, Coleoptera, Chrysomelidae. The transcript is spliced from 2 exons. The record is from RefSeq and is a predicted model, not a curated record. The coding region runs from base 82 to 345 and encodes 87 amino acids.
GUGUACCUAUAUAUAUGCAGUUUAAUCGGUUUACUUAUUAUUAAUAACAUACCUAAUACGAUAUAAUCCAACUGCAGUAACAUGAAGCAUAUAAUAUUAUUUACUUUUUUAAUUUUGGCGGUUGCAAAGAUUCAUUGCCAAGAUGGAUUAAGAGAUAAUACAGAUCAGUGCGGCCCAAAUGCAAGAUUUGUACUAUGCACAGGCUGUUGUGAGGAAGAAACCUGCGAACAUAGAAAUCCAUCAUCAUGUAACAAUUGUCCUGCUGUCUGUAGGGGUCCAGGAUGUGAAUGUUUACCAGGAUACAUCAGAAAAACAAAAGGCGGACCUUGCGUGAAAUCUUGCUAAAAGUUUAAUGUAACUUUACUAAAAUUACAAUAAAGAUGCACUAGAAAUAAACAAUCCAAGACACAUUGAAUGUUACGAGGAGCAAUCCCGAAUUAUGAUUUGAAAUGUAUAAACUUUGUAAAUCAUGAUUUGGGAAUUACAAUGUAUAUAAGUCACAGUUCAAGUUGAUUCUCAGUUAUAGUUGACUAUUCCUAGUUCAAGUCAACUCAAUCUAAAACGAUCAGUAAGUCUUGAUUUGAAAAACUGAAUUCAACUUUUACGAGUUGAAGUGGACUCUUCCUAACCUUUGUUAGUUAAAGUAGAUCGCGGGAAAAAUAGAAUCAACUCUUACUAGUUUGAGUUGACUAUUCCUGGAUCGAUUCAGUAAAUGUAUUUUAUAUAUGUAUACUAAGGAGUUCCACAGUUUUCACUGUAUUCCUUCACUCAACCGUUCUCUCCAGCUCUUUCUGUCUUGCCAGUCCCCUUCCUGUAGAUUUCUUCUCUCCAUUGCUUCAUCUACUUCAUCUCUGAAGGAUCUUCGAGGUCUGCCUCUCUUCCUUUUUCCUAUCGGACUCAACUCUGUUAUUCGGUUUAUCCACCGAUUUUGGUCUGCUCUUCUGACAUGUCCGUACCAGGUUAAUCUCUUCUGUUCGAUGUAGUCUAUUAUGUCUGAGUUCACUCCCAUUCUUCUCUUAAUCUCUAUGUUAUUUAUUCUAUCUCUCCUUGUUACUCUGCAGCUUCUUCUUAGGAAUUCCAUCUCUGUCGCUCCUAUUUUAUUUUUGGUUUUCUUAUUUAUUGUAUUUGUUUUCUUAUUAAAUAUAUUUUAUACGAGUAUAAUCUCACGUGCUUUUUUGAUGAGUGUGCGUCUCUUUGUUUUGACCGUUUCAACUACUUAUCACGAUUUGAACAUAUCCAGGAACAUUUAAUUUCUAGAAUCGGUUGUUUGUGUGAACCAACUCUUACUAAAUGUCAUUGGGAAGAGUAUACUUUAUCUAGUUGAAGUCUACUUUUAUUAGUAAAUGUUGAAUAAAAGUCUUUAUUUUAUAUUAUUAUGAUCAACUUUUACUAAAAUCAGCCAUUUCAGUUGACUCUAAUUAGGAAAAGUCAUCUCCAACUGGAUAAUCAACUUAAACUGUAACAUAUUAUACAUUGUAAAUCAUAAUUUCAAAGUGCUCCUUGUAACAUUCAACGUGUCUUGGUUUGUCUAUUUCUAGUGCAUCUUUAUUGUGACUUUAGUAGAUAUUUAUAGUAAUUAUAUAUGAACGAAAA